AUGUGUCCAACAUCAGUGUUCGCAGACCCACGAACAACGCAUUUCUUCGUGUUUGCUUCGUUCCGCGCUCCGAUACUACCGCCAGUAACGGAAGGCCCGAGUCCAACAGGUGGCUCAUCGUUUGACGCAAACAUGGACGAUCUCACGUCGCGCCUGGGCAGCAUGUCGGUCCUACUGCAAGGAUCUUCGCAGGACGACGAGACAACCAAGCUGAUGGAGGCCAUGGCUGCGAUCUCGAUAGACUCGGACACCUGGCAGCAGCGCCGCCCUCCGGCAAUAGGACUCCGAGGACCCGGAGCCGCUUUCCAGGUGAUGGGAGAUCCGGUAGCCAGGGACGCAAGCAACACCUUCAGGAUUGGGAUCAAGAAUAACGACGGGUCGCCAAAGCGCAAGGGAACCCGGUUCAGCUCUCGCCUCCGCGACCUCAAGUGUAAGGCCCGCGAUGGCCAGCCUGUGGCCGAAACGGGCGAUAGUGCGAGAAAGCGCCAAAACAAGAACAAAUCCCCCGUGUGGCGUGUCGAGCGCCGGGACAGAAACGCAAGGUUCAUGGGGAAACACCGUUACGGCUAUGUGUUUGACACUGCGCGCUGGGGUGGUGACAUGGAUGAUGGCGCUGCGACUCGUGGUGGAUCGGCUACUAACGCGACAGGCACCGAACACGACGAGAGCCCUUGCACAAUUUGGGACGAGUGCAUGGGGGGCGAAGAAACUGAACCUGGGCCGCAGGGGGGCCGUGCCGCCGCUGACCAAACGGCGUUGAAUGCCAACAUUGUAGGGAAAAAUAUCUCGGUUGAGGGCGACCAGAGAAAGUUCCUCAUCCUCCUGUAUCACUUGCACACGUGCCGUGCGGACGGAGACGGCGAAACGUGUCAAGUUACUAAGCAUUGCCCAGCCCUGAGGUGGACGUGGCGCCAUAUGAAGACAUGCGAAGCAACGGUUUGCCCCGUCGCGGAAGCCAUUUGCACCAGGUUAAGCAGCCUCGUGCAUCACCUUUACCACUGCGACAAGGCCUGCAGGCUAUGCGACUGCGUGGGGUACGUGAGUUGCGGCGAUCAACACGUUGGCGAUGACACGUAG
Ectocarpus sp. CCAP 1310/34 is the source of this 1077-nucleotide messenger RNA. The record is from the annotation of a GenBank genome assembly. NCBI's taxonomy places the organism in Eukaryota, Phaeophyceae, Ectocarpales, Ectocarpaceae.